AUCGAGGCACGGCCCUAAUCCAGAUCCACGCGGAUUGAUUGAGGCACGGCCACGGGGUUCUAAUCCAUAUUCAUCUCCGAAUUGUUUGAGGCUGGGUUCUAAUCCAGAUUCACGCAAAUAGGAUGAUCCGUCAACUCCAUGAAUCCUGCCAUCAAGAAGUCUGGAGUUUCGUAGCGAAGCAAAGUAAACGGACCUCUAUAUAAAGGACUUGUGAAGCUCCCCAGUGCUACAUUUCAGACAGCUCAAAUCAAUCAAUCAAUCCAUCAACACACCAGACCUAUCAGAAUCUCUGUGAACUUCCUUCGAAUAACCAACCCUUCCAAUCAACGCAAAACACGUACAAUCAUGAAGUUCUCCACCACUAGCAUUCUCGCCAUCCUCGCCGGCGCAACUGCCAUCACGGCAGCUUAUGUCCCCACCUCCGCCCGCGACGUUGACCUUGAAGCCUCUAAGGACUUCGAGGUUAUGAAGCGCGAAGCCUACGCAUCAGCCUAUGCCGAAGCUUAUGAUGACAUUCUAAACGCACGUGACCUCAUCGAUCGAGAGGCUUUCCCGGAAUCAGAGUCACUGCCAGAAUUCCUCGAGGCUCGUGGCAACGACGCGACUAUCCUCGACUACCUCCGGAACAUAGAUACAAGAACUGCGACAGGUUCCUUCAACAAGAACGUGUGGACGCGUAUCCACGGUGAUACCAAGUCGUCGGUUGGAGGGAACUUGCAUAUCGAGACGGGGGAGUUUAACAACAAGCCUCAGGCGCGACUGAUUCAGUCGGGGGUGAAGGGGUCGGCCGGCGUACUCGUGACAGUUGAGCCUGCGCGUGCUUCGGUGGGUUGUGCGGUGCAUACACUCAGAGUUCACUAUGGUGGUCCUCAACCUCCGAGCAACGACUGCUGAUCAGGUGCGAGAAGGAUACAAACGCAGGCCUAGAGGCGCAUGGAGUUGUAUGGGGGGAUAUGUCAGGCGCAAAGGAUAUAAGAUUAUGGAAAUAUAGCAAGCAAUAAGACUUCUCAUCUUGACAAUUUACCUCGCU
This is a messenger RNA of Amorphotheca resinae ATCC 22711, 1030 nucleotides long. RefSeq lists its product as hypothetical. NCBI's taxonomy places the organism in Eukaryota, Fungi, Ascomycota, Leotiomycetes, Helotiales, Amorphothecaceae. The record is from RefSeq and is a predicted model, not a curated record. Bases 346 to 894 code for a protein of 182 amino acids. The transcript has a single exon.